CGAAAAAUGUGAGAACUGUGUUCAAUUUAAAGUUUUCUACAUUAAGUUAUUAUUAUUAAAAAGUUGCAAUUAAAAUUUGAAAAGUUUUAAAACAAAGGUUUUAUUUCUGAAAUACAAUGCUUAAGUUGUUUCUCGUUUAGUUUCACUGAGUUAAUGCUGCUGAAAUCAAAUCAUUCAUGCAUUAAUUGUUUUAAUUCUUUUGAUUUUUAAACAUAUUUUGCUCUAUGCUUCUGAUAUGGACGAUUUACAGAAAGAACCCCAAAAGAAGCGAUUUAUUGAAUCAUCAUCCUUCUUCACUAAUUGUGAAUCAGUUGAUCCAUUUUCUAAAAUGACAAUUUUAGACUCAAGUUUCUUAGAAAAUGUGCCUAAUAGGAGUUCUUGUCCUGUAUGCAAUCGAUCAAGGAAAUAUUACUGUUACACUUGUUAUGUACCGGUAACAGAAGUUUCUGGGGAUUUGCCAAUUGUAAACCUGCCUGUGAAAAUUGACAUCAUCAAGCAUCCUAAAGAGGUAGAUGGAAAAAGUACAGCUGCUCAUGCUGCGGUAUUAGCACCAAAUGAUGUAAAAGUAUAUACUUAUCCGGACUUUCCAUCCUAUGAAAAUGAGAAAGUACUUCUAAUAUUUCCCGGUAAAUCUGCCAUGCCCUUUCAAGACUGGUGGGCUUUAAAGCAGGGGAGUCACUCCAUGAAAAGCACUUCAAGUUGUGAAAGAUCUUGUUUUAAAAAUCCUGGAAGUAUUGUUUCUUGUGAAGAUAACUUCUUUAGUGAUACUUUAUCAUUACCCUUCAGCAAAGUUAUUUUUAUUGAUAGUACUUGGAGGCAAUCUAAAGCAUUGUAUUCAGACCCACGUUUAAAUGAGCUUCCAUGCGUGAUGUUAUCCUCCUACAAGUCUCUCUUUUGGCGUUACUACAGAGGAAAACAGGAAACCCAUCUCUCGACCAUUGAAGCAAUUUACUACUUUCUCGUAGAACUAAACCAUUUUUUAUGCCCAGAACUUUCCUACGACGGGAAGUAUGACAAUUUACUGUUUUUUUUUUAAAUUCAUGUACUUUAAAAUAAGGACUCUAUACGACCCUCUGAAACUGAAGGCUUACAACAAACAGGAAGAUAAUCCCUCCUGAUAUAUGGCAACCGGGAGAGGAACAUAGCGGAACAAAUAUUCAUUUUCA
Messenger RNA from Uloborus diversus, 1166 nucleotides. Its product is annotated as tRNA-uridine aminocarboxypropyltransferase 1-like. The record is from RefSeq and is a predicted model, not a curated record. The transcript has 5 exons. Gene Ontology annotation, biological process: tRNA modification. Gene Ontology annotation, cellular component: nucleus. The coding region runs from base 236 to 1036 and encodes 266 amino acids. Gene Ontology annotation, molecular function: tRNA-uridine aminocarboxypropyltransferase activity. Lineage: Eukaryota; Metazoa; Arthropoda; Arachnida; Araneae; Uloboridae.